Messenger RNA from Lecanosticta acicola, 949 nucleotides. NCBI's taxonomy places the organism in Eukaryota, Fungi, Ascomycota, Dothideomycetes, Mycosphaerellales, Mycosphaerellaceae. The record is from the annotation of a GenBank genome assembly.
AUGGCAGCGGCAGUACAGAAUCCGCCGUCGCGGACAGACUGGGCGGAGGACGAAGACGACAGCGGCCUCGCGCCCUCGCUUCCGGAACCACAGAUCACCAAGAACAAAGACGGCACGGAAACGGUUGUCACCAUUUUCAUCAACGAGGAGGGCAAGAAGGUGAAGAGGACACAGCGCAUCCGACGGACGGUUGUCAAGAAGAAGGAAAAUCCGCGCGUUGCGGAGCGUCGACAAUGGUCCAAGAUGGGCACCGAGGCUGGCAAGCCUGCUGGACCGCGCCCCGAUACGACGACCCUUGGUGAGAACAUCGUAUUUCGACCUCAGGCGGGCUUCAAGCCGGGCGGACAACAAGAGACGAAGCCAGAGGAGGACAAGAAGACGGAACAGCUCAAGAAGAUGCAGAUCAAGUGUCGUAUUUGCAGCGGAGACCAUUUCACGACCAAGUGUCCGUUCAAGGACACCAUGGCCCCCGAGGGCGCAGAUGCUGGCCCGCCGGCGGACAUGGACGAGCGUAUGGGCGGUGGAGCUGCAGAGGGUGGUCUUGGAGCUGGUGGCAGCAGCUAUGUCCCACCUCACAUGCGCAAGGGCGCAGCUGGCGCCACUGGAGAGCGUAUGGGCGGCAAGUACGAGCGCGACGACCUUGCGACGCUCAGAGUCACGAACGUAAGUGCAUACACUCUCUUACAAUCCUACGACGUGUUGCUUAUAUUCUUUUCUACAGGUUUCCGAGUUCGCAGAAGAAGGAGAUCUCCGCGAGAUCUUCGAGCGCUUCGGCCGCGUCACCCGUGUCUUCCUCGCAAAGGACCGAGAGACCGGCAGAGCCAAGGGUUUCGCUUUUGUAUCAUAUGCAGACCGUGCUGAUGCUGCAAACGCAUGCGAGAAGGUCGAUGGUUAUGGUUUCGGUCAUUUGAUUUUGCGCGUGGAGUUUGCCAAGAAGAGCACGACUUAG